UCUUCAAUCACCUGCCCCCGACUUCACGACGAACCCACAGCCGCGAGAAACUCCAGACAGGCAGCGGAGCGCUCGUCCAUUUUCGCAGAAGCCUCGCCAUACGUGCAGGCGCGAGCAUUAUCGACGAUCGCCCUCCUUCGCCGCGUGCCCGACAAGCCUCAUGCGACGAUAAACCGCCAACCCCUUACCAACGUCCACCGGCUCAGGAGGUAUAUGUCGCGGCUCGCGCUGUUCACGACCCGAAUUCGUUACUGUCGCGCCCACAUCGCCGCAGUGCUUGACUGUCCAUGAUAGGGCUGUAAGACCGCUACCACCGGGUUCGGCCGCCCAUCAAAGACAUCAAUACACAAGGGGAUUGCGGCACCGUUGCCCCCCCUGUGUUUGCACUCUGCCCUCGAUGAUGGUGCGUCACAUACCCCAUACUCAACCCCCCUUGGCGACGGACGGCAGUGCUAGUGAGAUCGCGUUGGAGAAGCUCAGAUCAGUGUCUUGUGCUGGAGAAGCGGGGAGUCGACGAGAUUGAACAACCCCCCGCGCCAAGGUCCUUGCCGUGAACAUAAUUCAUGAUCGAGCGAAUUUCAGUCAUGCUGACAUGCGUCGAUCGCUCCCUAGACCUCAUCUAGACCCCGCGACGAUGUCCCUGGCAGCUUUGGCAGCCGACGAGGCCAUGCCAGCCAGCUGUCCAUAUCAGACCCAAGCCACCAUGUGACAGAAGCGAUUGGAACCCUGUACGGCGACGAAGACGACUCAGGCUCUGAAGGGGGCCGACCCUUGAGCUUCAUUGACGGGUCAUCCUAUCACGAACAGAUCACGAGGCCGGCGCCGCAGGAACAAAGAGACAGCCAGCACAGGCAUAACGACGACACCCGAAGGCGCCUCUCGCGAUCCGUUUCGGAUCAGCCGCCCAUCGCUCCGAACUCUGGCAGUGAUCAGCUUAGCCUUCGCAAAACCCAGACGCUCCCCAUCACGCCCCCGUCGCAACGGACCAUGUCCUACGAAAAUGGCGCCAAGCCGCCUUUAUCUCCGACAUUGUCGUUGCGCGACGUUCAGGCAGAUGCGACUGGCUCCCAAUUUCCCUUGACUAACAUCGAUAAUCCAAGUGAUAUCGCCCAGGAACUAAGCAAUCUUCAGGCACUGCGGAGACUGUCUAUGGAUGUCGGAAACAAUAUCGAUCCCGAUAUGCCACCCAUGGGCCUCUCUGUCAUGCCCUCGAUAGCCCCAAGUGGCGACGACGACGAAAAUGACCCUUCAAGACUCCUUUGGGUUCCUGCCAGAGUUCACCCAGAGCUUGCGCCGACCGAAUUCAAGUCCUUUCUCGAGAAGCGCGUGCAGUCCAUUCGGCGGAGAUCCGGAGAGUCCUUGCUCUCGGUAGAUGGCAAUUUGAGCCGCAACGACUCUGGUUCGUCCUUGAGGCGGAAAAAGUCCAUGUUGUCUCGGCAGAUAGACAACUCUGGUGGACGCGGCGCUGUCGGCUACGUUGAUGGCGCCGAACGCCUGGAGCGGAAGAAAUCUGCUGGUGACAAUCGCCACAGCCCGGAACUCAGCCUCGAGGAACUCGUCAAGGAUCCGACCAAGGCUGUCCAAAAGCUCGCACAAGAGUCUCAGGGUACAACAAGUGGAUUAGAAGGCAGCGCCGACGAUAUGCCUAUUUUACCAAUGGCGCCGGGAAUGGGCUUGCGCCGCUCCACGAGAACGACGUAUCGAAAAGGCGGUAGCCUGCGCUCCGGUGAUAAAGGCUCCUUUUCCAGGCGCUACGCGAACCGCCAACACGAUAGUGAGUCGUCUGAAACGAUCCCGCCACCCACGGCGGAGGCACCGCCUGGCCACUCGAUUGGUAGGGUUCAGUCUGAGCCCGUCGCCGAAAACUACUCACGUCCAACGCGAUCCGUUCGGAGACAACGCAACUUCCCUCAAGAAUCCACUACAGCCCCUGCCGGUGCUGACGGUUCUUCCGAGGAUUCCACUGAGAAUCGCGUCGCAUCGCCGCCCCAGGUUCACCAGGACCAGCUGCCAGCUCGCACCUCAACUUCGUCCGCUUCGCCAGCUCUGGACUCGACUGCGCCCGCAGAACGCACAGAUCGUCCAGAGAAUCAGUUCAACCAGCACUCUAGAUCGUUUCCACAGCGCUCAUCGUCUCAGAGUCUGGCGACAACCCACGAGACUCAACCCGAAAUCGUUGUGGAAGAACCACCACCUCGUUCAAGCCGACGCUCAGGCAACAAUAGCGCCAUGAAGCACACUAACCAGCCUCAAUACACUUCCAAGUCGCCUGUAUCGAUGCAACUGCACACCGUGAACGACGCACUCGCGUCACCUUCUUCCAUUUCAGGAGGCGACGCUUCUCGCACGGACAACCUCACGUUCAUCCCUACGCUUGCUCAAGGGGACAAGAAACCUGAAAGAAAGUCAAAGAAAGACCGAGAUGACGAGUCCACUAGUGGAUCCAGCAGAUCCGGCAGCGCCUGGAAAUGGUUGAAGGGUGUGACGGACGACCGGGAGAAGAAAAAGGAGGAGAGCAAAAAGUCCAAAACGAGAACACUGGCCGCGAAAGCCCAGGACAAUGCCAGACUCGACGUUAUACAGACGUCAAUCGACAAGAGCAAUAUCAAAAGCCGCGAAAGCCUUGUGUUGGAUCGCGAGAACGUCGACAGCAAGCUCCUGGAGGAGCGCAGAAAAGAGAGCAACCGCAAGAGUGACUCCAAGAAGGACAAGGACGGCAGCAUCUUCUCUUCAAUAUUCGGAGGCAGCAAGCGGAAGGAGGAGAAGGAGAAGGUGCACAAGAAGAAUCAGCAUCUUCAAGUACCAGAAGACCCUCCGUACAAGCCGCUCCAGCCGGACGUGGACUACAAUUGGACACGGUUCCCGCUCUUGGAAGAGAGGGCGAUUUAUCGGAUGGCCCACAUCAAGCUGGCCAACCCGCGUCGAUCCCUUCUCAGCCAAGUCCUCCUGAGCAACUUCAUGUACAGCUAUUUGGCCAUCGUUCAGGCGAUGCACCCGCAGAUGAAUGUGCCGACUUCGCCCCAGCAGAAGCGGCUGGAGGAGGAGGCCCGACGCAAGCAGCAGGAGCAGGAAUACCUGGCGCAGCAGCAGAUACAGGACGAUCAAGACGCUGAAAAUAGUCUCGAUCAGUACAACUUCGACUACCACAGAGCUGCUGUUCAGUAUGCCGAUUCUGCGGGCGACGGCCAAGUAGAGUACGUCGACGAUGCUCAGAUAUACGAAGAUGAGCACGGCAACGAUAACAGUCACGAUGCCUAUGGGUACGAGGGCUACGGCCAGGACAUGAAAGACUACUAUCAAUACAAUGACAACGCGGAUGACGAUCGGAACCACCGUCGUCAAGAUGACAUGUGGUAAGGCGCAUCACAUGUCGGCAAUUCGAUUUGGCGCUCAAUACUUUUCGAUUAUCUAUCUAUAUAGCCACUCCCGUCUUUUGGGCCAGCCUGGAGCAUCACGCAGGGACCGUGUACGAUGCGUUGACACAAUUUAGCAUAUGGCGGAGUUUGGGUUGGAGGCACGGAGCGCGUUUCAAGUGUGUCGACGUCUUGCGGAGCUCAUUUUAUCAUGCCAGAUAUCGUUUUGGGCCGGAACGGCUGAAUGCAAGAUUCCAGGAUGCAAGCGCGGUGGCUCUCGUACUCUUGACGUCGAAGUACAAUGCUUGGACGAGAUACACGUGCAUAUAUCCUCGGACCCUGCUGAGGUGGUGGGUCGCGGAGCUGUAUCAGACGCCACAUGGACAUAACACUGAUUCUAUGAGAAGCCUAGACGAUGGCGUGCUGGCAGGUGUUGAAUCAUGGGUCAGAAUGGAGCUUCAGAGCGCAGCCUAGUAUUUGUGAAAUGGCGGAAUAGCGAUAAAGACCAUUGACGUUGAAUGCCACAUAGCAGUGCGCCCCGUGGCCACAUUUGAACGACUCGCGUCGUCUUAUAAUGAGGGUCAGGUGAUUGCUAUCAGGAUUUCACAAAAUACGACAACACGCAGCUAUGGUUGGCGAAGGCAGCAGUGUAUGCUGGUUUGGAACAGAAUAACGACAAGAAUGUACAGUACAA
Purpureocillium takamizusanense is the source of this 4047-nucleotide messenger RNA. RefSeq lists its product as uncharacterized. The record is from RefSeq and is a predicted model, not a curated record. Gene Ontology annotation, cellular component: cell septum; cytoplasm. Gene Ontology annotation, biological process: positive regulation of G2/M transition of mitotic cell cycle; establishment of cell polarity. Lineage: Eukaryota; Fungi; Ascomycota; Sordariomycetes; Hypocreales; Ophiocordycipitaceae. The coding region runs from base 988 to 3357 and encodes 789 amino acids. The transcript is spliced from 2 exons.